Messenger RNA from Phaedon cochleariae (mustard beetle), 2168 nucleotides. The record is from the annotation of a GenBank genome assembly. NCBI's taxonomy places the organism in Eukaryota, Metazoa, Arthropoda, Insecta, Coleoptera, Chrysomelidae.
UUAGCAUUCGUCGUGAUGUAUACUGGCAAUAAAUUUUCAAAAUAAUGACCAAAAGUCAACUCUCAUUCAGGCUGCGACAAAAUGCCCCUCAGCCGAUGCGAAAGGAGUCCAAGGAAAAGGGGCACAAGAAGCCUUUGAAGCCCCAAAUCAGUCCCCCUGUCCCAGAGAGUAAUAGUAAUAACACAGGACUCAUCUUUCCAGCUGGAGAUACUGCUUUUAAGACGUUUUUAUCAGCUAGAUUUUGUGCAGCUAUAUGGUCUCACAUAUCAGACUGUGAUGAAACAUUCAACUUUUGGGAACCUAUGCAUUAUCUCAUAUUUGGUAAAGGACUACAGACAUGGGAAUACAGUCCAGAAUUUGCCCUAAGAUCAUACUUUUAUUUGAUGGUGCAUGCAGGUCCAGCAUGGAUUUACCAAAAAUUACUUCAACCAAACCCUCUACUGAUGUUCUAUUUCAUCAGGUGUCUUUUGGGGCUCAUAAGUGCCAUAGCUGAGGUAUAUUUCUAUAAAGCAGUGUGUAGAGAAUUUGGAGUACAUAUUGGUAGGAUAUGUUUUGUUUUCCAGCUGUUUUCAGCAGGAAUGUUCAUUGCAAGUACAGCCAUGUUACCAUCAAGUUUUGCUAUGUAUACUACUGCUGCUGCUUGUGCUGCUUGGUGGCAGCAAAGAUUUGCCUUGGCAAUAUUUUUUACAGCACUUGGGUCUCUUCUGGGAUGGCCAUUUGCUGCACUACUAGGUGUUCCUAUAGCAUUUGACAUGUUGGUACGUAGGAGAAAGUACCUGGAUUUUGCAGCCUGGUCAGCUUUGUGUGCUGUGGUUAUCUUGGUACCUAUGGUCACCAUUGAUUCUAUGAUCUUUGGACGUUUUGUAGUAGCACCUCUGAAUAUCAUCAAGUACAAUGUACUUGGUGGUGCUGGUCCCAGUUUAUAUGGUACUGAACCUUUCACAUAUUAUUUAUUGAAUGGUUUUGUCAAUUUCAAUUUUGUUUGGGUUUUGGCACUAUUGAGUCCCAUAGCAAUAACUCUCAACCACUUUUUUGUGCCUGCUAUGAACAAAUGCACUUAUUACCUGCCCUAUUGGCUGUCCUUGAGCCCCAUGUACUUAUGGCUUGUAGUUUUCAUGUUGCAAGAGCACAAAGAAGAGAGGUUUCUGUAUCCCAUUUAUCCAUUGAUUUGUCUUAGUGGUGCUAUCAGUGUGGAUAUCAUUCAAAAGCUGUGCUUCAGGUUAUGGAAUAUUGUAAAAAAAAUGCCACAAGGGACUCACUAUUUGGACAAGACAAUGUUUGUGAUGAUUUUGACAAUAAUCAUCACAUCUUGGUUAGGGGUGUCGAGGGUAUUUUCUCUUUACCGUAACUACCACGCCCCCUUGGAUCUCAUGAUGGAACUGAACCGCUAUCCCACGGAAGUAAACAUACCCGACAGAGCGCAAGUCAACGUUUGCUUUGGCAAAGACUGGCACAGGUAUCCGAGCUCGUUCUUCUUGCCCAACCAGAACUGGAACGUUCGUUUCAUCAAAUCGGAGUUCGACGGGAUGUUGCCGGCGCCCUACACGGGCGGUGAGAAUGCCACGACGAUCGUUCACGAGCAUUUCAACGACCAAAAUCGAGAGGUGCCUAACCUAUACCUGGACAUUGGAAAGUGCCAUUUUUUGUUGGAUUCGAACUUUGGAAAAGAUACUCCUCUGGAGCCCAUUUACGAAAACAGAAAAGAAUGGCGGGUGAUCAAGAGCUAUCCAUUUUUGGACGCAGAAAAAUCCAAUAGGUAUCUCAGGGUUUUUUUCAUACCGUUUUUGACUGAUAAAUACGUCGUAUAUGGUAAUUUUAGUCUGUUACAGUCGACGAAAUUGAAGAUUAAGUGAAUGUUGAAUGGUUUUUGUAGUUUUUUGUACAUUCCAGUGAAAGUGUGACCGAUAUAGUUAGUUGAUUUUUUUGAAUGCAGGCAGGAUAUAAUUUUUUCACGUACAAUUUCUGAACAGGGUACUUUUCUAGAUAUUGGAAAACUGUCAUUUUAUAAAAUUUCGCGACAAUUUAUUGUUUUUUAUUUUUAUUCGUGGGGCAAUAUCUACAAAAUAGCACAUUUACGAAAAACGUACCAUGGUUUUGCCAAAAAUAGAUUUUUUGUUAGUUUUUCAAAGUUUUUGUAUAAUUUUGUUACCAAUAAAUGUUGUCUUAUG